AUGGCAGACAUGGCAGUGUCCUUUGCACGUGACAAACUUCUUCCACUAAUAAAGGAUGAAGCAUAUCUGCUAUGGAACGUUCCCAAAGAAUUUGCAGAUAUAAAAAAUGAAUUAGAAUACAUUCAAGCCUUCCUCAAGGAUGCAGAUAGAAGGGCUACAACAGAAGGAGACAACACAAAUGAGGGAAUCAAAACAUGGGUGAAACAGCUGAGGGAAGUAGCUUUUCGCAUAGAAGAUGUAACUGAUGAAUACAUUAUCUAUGUGGAACAACAAUCUCAUGAUCCUGGAUGUGUAGCUUUACUCUGUGAGUUUGUUCACUUCAUUGAAACUUUACUACAACGUCAUCAAGUAGCAUCUGAGAUUCAAGACAUCAAGUCAUCCCUUAGUGGAAUCAAGCAAAAAAGUGUAGAAUAUCACUUCCAAACUCAAACUUCUUUUGAGCAAGGAUCAAGCAGCUCUGGAGGAAGCCAAGGUGCCCAAUGGCUUGACCAUCGAAUGAAUUCUCGAUACCGUGAUGAAGCUGAAGUGGUAGGCUUUGAAGCUCCAAAAGAUGAAUUGAUUGGCUGGUUGCUAAAGGGACCAGAAGAACGCAUUAUCAUUUCUGUUGUUGGAAUGGGAGGACAAGGAAAAACCACUCUUGCUAGUAGAGUUUUUAACAACCAAAUGGUGAUUAAGCAUUUUGAUUACCGUGCGUGGAUCACAGUGUCUCAGUCCUACAAUGUGGAGGGGUUGUUGAGGGACAUGUUCAAGAAGUUUUGCAAAGAUAAAAGGGAAAAUCCUCCAACGGGUAUCUCUGAAAUGGAUCGAGAUUCGUUGAUUGAAGAAAUGAGAAACUACUUGCAAAAAAAGAGGUAUUUUGUUGUUUUAGAUGAUGUAUGGGGUGUGCAACUUUGGGGUCAGAUAGCAAAUGCUCUUUUUGAUAAUAAAAGUAGAAGUAGAAUAUUAAUCACAACUAGGAAGAUGGAUGUUGUAAAUUCUUGUAAGUGUUCUCCUUUUGAUCAUGUACAUGAGCUAAAACCUUUAACUCAAGAAAAAUCUUUAGAACUCUUCUGGAAGAAAGCAUUCCAAUUUGAUAGCAAUGUUAAAAGUUGUCCACAUGAACUCAUGCAUAUAUCUUCUGAAAUUGUUAAAAAAUGUAAAGGUUUACCAUUAGCAAUUGUGGCAAUUGGUGGUCUUUUAUCUCUCAGAAAAAUAAACCUAUUUGAAUGGGAACGGUUUUGUCAUAAUCUAAGUUCAGAGCUGGAGAGAGAUUCCCAUUUGAUUGGUAUAACAAAAAUUUUAGGUUUCAGUUAUGAUGACUUGCCUUACUAUCUUAAAUCGUGCUUAUUGUAUUUUGGAAUAUAUCCUGAAGAUUUUGAAGUUAGAUCAAAAAGACUAACUCGACAGUGGAUAGCUGAAGGGUUUGUAAAAUCUGAAAAGGGAAAAACUUUGGAAGAAGUUGCAGAGCAAUAUUUAACAGAGUUGGUCAAUAGAAGUUUGGUGCAAGUAUCUUCAUCUACAAUUGAUGGCAAAAUUAGAGGUUGUCGUGUUCAUGAUCUGUUACGUGACAUGAUCCUUAAGAAAUUUAAGGAAUUGAAUUUUUGCCAACAUAUUAGUGAAGAUGAUGAACAAGUCUCAAGUGGAAUAAUUCAGCGCCUAAGCUUAUCAACAGCAACCAACACCAAUAAUUUGAUGGAAAGUAUUGAAAGCUCACACGUUCGUUCACUAUUCUUUUUCACAGAUGAAGAAAUAACUGAACAAUUUGAGAAGAGCAUUGUCACAAAUUACAAGAGGUUGAAGGUACUUGAUUUUGAAGAUGCUCAUCAAUUGUCUCAUUUUCUUGGAAAUUUGGAAAAUUUAAUCCAUUUGAAGUAUUUAAGCUUUAGGAAAACAGAAGUAGAGUGGGGUGUUCUUCCAGAAUCCAUUGGUAAGCUACAAAAUCUAGAGACCUUGAAUAUAAGGCAUACAAGAAUCAAAAUUAUCCCAAAGGAGAUUAGUAACCUUAAGAACCUAAGACACCUUUUGGGCAACAAAAUGUCUUUGAUUCAAUUGAAGGGUGUUCUUGGAGGCAUGACAUCCCUACAAACACUACGUGAAGUGGAAAUAGGUGAUGAUGGAGUGGAGCUAAUUGUUGAGCUAGGAAAGCUAAGGCAACUAAGGAACUUAAACUUGGCUGGUAUUAAAGAAGAACAUGGUAGUGCUCUAUGCUCAUCAUUGAAUGAGAUGCAACACUUGGAGAAACUAGUUAUUGUUGCACAAACUACAAAUGAAGUCAUUGAUGUGAGUUUCAUUUCAUCACCCCCUAAGCUUCAGAAGCUUUACUUGAUAUUGAAGUUAAAUAAGGUGGUGCCACAGUGGGUUCUACAACUUCAUAAUCUUGUUGAUUUGUUCUUGGGAUGGUCCUAUUUAACUGAUGAUCCAUUAGAAUCACUCCAAAAUAUGCCAAAUUUGAUGUACCUCAAACUCAACUAUUGGGCUUAUGAAGGUGAAAGUUUGAAUUUUCAAAAUGGGGGGUUUAAAAAAUUAAAGGAACUAUACUGUGGAGAACUGUCUAACUUGAAUUCAAUUGUCAUUGACAAAGGAGCACUAAAUUCGUUGAAAACGCUUAAAUUCUGUUCCCUCCGUAAACUCAAGAAGGUUCCUUCAGGCAUUGACCACUUAGAAAAACUUGAAGUUAUCUAUAUAUGGAGAAUGUCAGCAGAAUUUCAGCAGAGCAUUGCUCCAUAUGAAAGACAAGAGCAAUGGAUCAUCAAGCAUGCUUUCUCCUUUUAA
Molecule: messenger RNA, 2751 nt
Organism: Abrus precatorius (Indian licorice)
Lineage: Eukaryota; Viridiplantae; Streptophyta; Magnoliopsida; Fabales; Fabaceae
Product: disease resistance protein RPM1-like
Exons: 1
Coding region: 1-2751 (916 amino acids)
Biological process (GO): defense response to other organism
Molecular function (GO): ADP binding
Source: RefSeq, a predicted model, not a curated record